AUGGAUCUUGACAACGUGGUUCUUGAUGAUGAUGUGUUGCUCGGAGAUGGUGUAGCCGCUUCCGUGCCGCCUCCCCUGCUGGUGUCGGCGCCCGUGUUGGACCUUGCGAUGCAUCCAACACUUCCGUUAUUUGUUGCUGGUCUGGUGACAGGUGAUGUAGAGAUACACGAAUAUUGUGGGGCAGAGACUCGUCAUCGUCCGACAUCGCAGCAGUACUUUACAGACAUGGACACCACACAUGCGUUUAGCCCUUACAAUAUUCGUAUGCACCCUCGUGGGGGUGUGACGUCUAUGGAAUUCACAGAAGACGGGAAAUAUCUUGUUUCGGUGAGCAGCGACCGCACAAUUAGUGUGUUUGACUGUGUGACUGAAAAGAUGGCGUUGCAUAUUGCUGCAAAAGAGUCUGACACGUCCGCAGGGGCACCGGCAAAGGCAAAGGUCAAGGAAACAAAAGAAAGAGAGACAAAAGCGAAGAAUAAGGUGGGGCAAAAUGACAAUCUUGUUAAGUCUAAAAAGAAAAAGAAUCCCCAUAAAUUUGGCAUAUCCGCGGUUAACGUGUGUGAUGCAAACACAAUAGCCACGGGUGAUGAUGACGGCAUGAUUGUGCUGUGGGAUAUGAGGAAGCGGAAGGCUGCUCAUCAUUACCACGAACAUGGCGACUACGUUUCACAAAUGGUCUACUUUUCAGACAUUGAGGAACUUGUAUCGAGUAGCGGUGAUACCUGUCUAGGGGUGUUCGAUAUGCGUGCUGGAAAAAUUCGUGAUUACAGUGAGAAACGUAAGGAUGAGUUGAAUUGUUUUGCGUUUGUAAAUAACACAGCAAGCAAUAGAAAUACCUUCAUCCCGAGCAUCAUAUGUGGUACACCGAAGGGCUGCCUGCCUGUGUGGAAGUUUGGCUCGUGGCGCCGUCCGUACGAUAUGAUGGAUCGGCACCCCGCAGAAUGUGAAAGCAUCAUUUCGUUUAACAACCCUGAUAGCCCCUUUAACCACAAUAUUAUUCUCACUGGCGCGUGUGACGGCCUUGUACGUGUCCUUGAAAUGUACCCUGUUCGCCGUAAUCUCUGUCAACUGAGUGCGAGGGAUUUCACUUAUUCGCAUCAGAGUGCACUUGGCUGUGGUGGUAGCAGCAAUAGUUACGCGAACACGGCGGUCCGACGACAGAGGGGCAACCAAGGGAUUAGCCGAAUGCGUUUAAGCUUUGAUUCAUCCCUACUAGCCGUCUGUGGGACCGACAACAUCAUCGACUUUGUUGAUGUUGCAUUUCUUUCAAAUGAGAAAGAGCUGAAUAAACUUCGGUCACAAACGGAGCAGCGGCAUUUGGAGGUCCUGAAGGAAGUAGAAGAGGAACGGAAUAAGGAGGCGGAAGAAGAUAGUGACAGUGGUAGUGAUGGCAGCAGCAGCGCGGAGGGUGUCGUCUCGGUGGAAGACACCGUUGGCAAAAAGAGAGGGAGGGAUGCAGAAAAAACAGAACUGGAGAGUAACGUUGGUCGUGGGGACGGUGUUGACGAAGAGGAAGCAGAUGUCGAGGUUAAGACGGAAAGGCAGAAGAGACGUGAAAGAGUUGCUGCUGCUAAGUGGUUGAAAGUGGAAAAGAAGAAGAAAGUUAAUUUCACGUUUGAGAAGCGAAGACGACGUGUUCACGGUUUCUUUGGCGAUCUUAAUUCCUGA
This is a messenger RNA of Trypanosoma brucei brucei TREU927, 1668 nucleotides long. RefSeq lists its product as hypothetical. Gene Ontology annotation, molecular function: protein binding. The record is from RefSeq and is a predicted model, not a curated record. The transcript has a single exon. Bases 1 to 1668 code for a protein of 555 amino acids. NCBI's taxonomy places the organism in Eukaryota, Euglenozoa, Kinetoplastea, Trypanosomatida, Trypanosomatidae.